AUGCAAGUUUUGGCUCUCAAACAGAAAGUUUUUCGUGUCUGGUGCCCUACUUCACUUUUCAAGCUGAUGCUGAUCCAACUCAACAAAAAACAACUGCCUCUGUUCCCAGAAGAUUCUUGGUUCUGUGCCAAGGUGCAAGUCAGAUCUCCAGAGGGACACACCUAUACCUUUCCUGUCUACCACUGGAUCACAGACAGUGAAGUUCACUAUUUUCGAGAUGGAAAAGCUCUGAAAAUCUAUGAAGACAAUCAGAAUCUUGGAGUCUACAGUAGGAAGAAGGAGCUGAAGCAGACAGCAGAGGACUAUUGUUGGGAUGUUUAUAAGGAGGGGAUACCUCAUUGCAUCAGAACGGAAGGUCCACUUUCACUGCCAAGUGAGGUCCAGUUCUCCUUCACCAAGACAACAGAGUUUUUCUUCACUGCAGCUACAGGGCUGACUGAGCUCAAGCUACAGGGGCUGGCUGACUGCAAGGAGCCUUGGCAAAAUAUUGAUGACAUUCACCGCACGUUCUCCUGCCACCAGACUGCCAUAUCAGAUUAUGUCGAGGAACAUUGGAAGGAAGAUGCGUUUUUUGGCUACCAGUAUCUAAAUGGAGUCAACCCCAUGUUGAUCCAACGCUGCAAAGCCCUGCCAAAGAAUUUCCCUGUCACUGAUGAGAUGGUGUUCCUGCAUGGUACAAAAUGCCUGGCUACAGAAAUGCAGAAUGGCAACAUAUUCCUGUGUGACUACAGUCGUCUAGAUGGACUAGAAACAAACACCAUCAAUGGGAAGAAGCAGUACUUAGCGCUCGUCCUGCUACACAAAACUCCUGAUGACAAGAUGGUGCCAAUCGCUAUUCAGCUGAAGCAGAAACCAGCAGAAGACAAUCCAAUCUUUUUGCCAACUGAUUCUGAGUAUGACUGGCUGACAGCAAAGCUUUUUGUCAGAGGUGCGGAUUUCAAUGAACAUCAACUCAAUGUUCACCUGCUGCGCACUCACCUGCUGGCUGAAGUUUUUGCAGUGUCAAUGCUUCGCAACCUACCCAUGGUGCAUCCUCUCCACAAGCUCCUCAUUGCUUACACUCGCUACACUCUGCAGAUCAACGUCUUAGCCCGAACUCUUCUCAUAUCAGAGGAUGGAAUUUUCACAAAGUUUGCAGCAUCUGGCGGAGAGGGAAUGAUGACCUUCCUGAAGAGAUCACUGUCUUCACUCACCUACACCUCACUCUGUAUACCAGAUGACAUCGCCGAGCGUGGUCUGGAGUCUGUGCCGAAAUUCUACUACAGAGAUGAUGGGCUCAGAGUUUGGGACAUCAUCCACAGGUUUGUCCAGGGAAUACUUAAAUACUACUACAAGAGUGACACUGAUGUCCAGAAAGACUCUGAACUGCAGAAGUGCAUCAGUGACAUAUUUGAACGUGGCUCAUUUUCACGAGAAAACUCAGGAAUUCCCAUGAGUUUGUCCACUGUGGCUGAAUUGAUCAAGUUUGUCACCAUGGUGAUUUUCACAUGCUCUGCUCAGCAUGCUGCUGUAAACUCAGGACAGUUUGACUAUGGUGGCUGGAUGCCCAACAGCCCCUCUUCUUUGCAACAUCCUCCACCAACAAAAAAGGGGACAACAAGUGAAGCCACAAUGCUGCAGACCUUUCCUGAUGUUAAUGUAACAGCUCAAGGCAUGGCCACUGUGUGGCUGCUCAGCCAUCAGUCCAGCGACUUUGUUCCUCUUGGAAAUUAUCCAGAAGAGCAUUUCACAGAGGAGAUUCCACUUAUGCUGAUCAAGGAUUUCCCGGAAGAGCUUGAAAAUUUGAGUGUAUUAAUCAAACUCAGAAAUAAGCGUCUGGAAGUCCCGUACACAUACCUGGAUCCAGCACAGACAGAAAACAGUGUGGCCCUUUGA
Thalassophryne amazonica is the source of this 1875-nucleotide messenger RNA. Its product is annotated as arachidonate 12-lipoxygenase, 12R-type-like. Gene Ontology annotation, molecular function: protein binding; iron ion binding; oxidoreductase activity, acting on single donors with incorporation of molecular oxygen, incorporation of two atoms of oxygen. Gene Ontology annotation, biological process: linoleic acid metabolic process; lipid oxidation. The record is from RefSeq and is a predicted model, not a curated record. Lineage: Eukaryota; Metazoa; Chordata; Actinopteri; Batrachoidiformes; Batrachoididae.